AUGUCCUCAAAGGUUAAGAUUGGCAUCAUCGGAGGAUCUGGGUUGGACGACAGCCAGAUUAUUGAGAAUCGCACCGAGCGCGUGGUAAACACACACUUUGGUAUUCCUUCCGAUGUCCUAAUUGAAGGAAAGAUUGCCGGUGUAGAUUGCGUUCUGCUGGCGCGUCACGGUAGAAAUCAUUCGAUUAUGCCAUCGAACGUCAACUAUCGGGCCAACAUUUGGGCACUGAAAACGCUUGGCUGCACGCAUGUGAUUGUAUCGACAGCUACCGGUUCGUUGAAGGAAGAAAUGCAUCCCGGCGAUAUUGUGAUUCCGGACAAUUUUAUCGACCGUACAACGAAACGUGUGCAAACGUUUUACGAUGGCAACGAGUUGCUGUCGGGCGUCUGUCACAUUCCGAUGGAACCGGCAUUCUGCAAUCGUACGCGUGACGUUCUCAUCGAAACGGCUCGAGGCAUCGGGCUUGGAGUACACGAGAAGGGUACAGUCGUUACCAUCGAGGGUCCCCGUUUUUCGAGUAAAGCGGAAAGCAAUCUAUUCCGCCAGUGGGGUGCCGAUCUUGUAAACAUGACACUGGUACCAGAAGUAGUACUGGCGAAGGAGGCUGGUCUCUGCUAUGCCGCGAUUGCAAUGGCAACCGAUUACGAUUGCUGGAGAGAGACGGGUGAGGAUGUGAAUGUGGCAGAUGUGUUGGCAACGUUCAAGAAGAACGUUACCAAGGUAACUGAUCUGAUUAUCAACGCUAUACCGAAGGUAGCCGCCCUAGAUUGGUCGGAUACGAUUGAAGAGCUGGGGAAGACAGUAAAUACCAGCAUUAUGCUUCCCCAUUCAAACUAA
Anopheles marshallii is the source of this 837-nucleotide messenger RNA. RefSeq names its product S-methyl-5'-thioadenosine phosphorylase. The transcript is spliced from 2 exons. Gene Ontology annotation, molecular function: S-methyl-5-thioadenosine phosphorylase activity. Lineage: Eukaryota; Metazoa; Arthropoda; Insecta; Diptera; Culicidae. Gene Ontology annotation, biological process: nucleoside metabolic process. Gene Ontology annotation, cellular component: cytosol. Bases 1 to 837 code for a protein of 278 amino acids. The record is from RefSeq and is a predicted model, not a curated record.